Daphnia carinata is the source of this 2335-nucleotide messenger RNA. It is a transcript of the gene Su(z)12, whose product is annotated as polycomb protein SUZ12-like. Bases 159 to 2150 code for a protein of 663 amino acids. The record is from RefSeq and is a predicted model, not a curated record. Gene Ontology annotation, molecular function: chromatin DNA binding. NCBI's taxonomy places the organism in Eukaryota, Metazoa, Arthropoda, Branchiopoda, Diplostraca, Daphniidae. The transcript is spliced from 10 exons. Gene Ontology annotation, cellular component: nucleus; ESC/E(Z) complex.
UUAUAUUCGCGGCUGAUUGUUGUUUGGGGUCCACCGAUAAAACAAAAAUUAAUGGUUUUUUUUAAACUGUCAUUUUGUGUUUUAGUUUUAGUCGAUUUUAUCUCGACAAACUUAGCCUGUAUGUGAAGGAAGUUUUGGGUUACAUAAUAACAAACGUCAUGGGGCCUAAAAAAAAGGAAAGAGACACAGAUCACUCGUCGUCAUCCAAAGGAGGAACCACCACUAAUAACGGUCGGGUUGCCGAUUCCGUUCAAGCAGAUCAUGAACUAUUUCUUCAAGCUUUUGAAAAGCCCACUCAGAUCUAUAGGUAUCUUCGCACACGUCACUUUCUAUCGCCCAUCUUCCUUCAUCGUACCCUGAGCUACAUGAAUGGAAGGUGCACCAGAAACCACCAAAACAGGAAAACUUGUAAACUGGUGAAUUUGCUAGACAGCAAACUUCAAAAGAAUUCCCAGAAUGAUGUAAAUACUCGUUCAAAGUACAUGACAUUGACUUUCCUUGGAUUUUAUGAUCCUCAAGUAAACGGAUGUCGCGAGCCAGUGAAGGUUGAAACCCUGCUUUUACAAAUAGGACAUAAAAAACGAAAAGAUGUGUCCUCGCCAAUUAUGCAAAUAAGUGUUGGCACCACGGAAGUUUGUAUAAAUCCCAGUGAAGAGUCUCCCCCUCCCAAAGCUCCAACGGUCUCCAUCUCAACCGAGGAUCUUAGUUUUCGCAAUGGCCAACAGGGCAAUUCAUACGUAUUGCUAUUGCGUGUUUCUGCGCCAAUAAUAUCCGAAAGCGAACCACAGCCUAAACGCCGUCGUCUCAGUGAUGCAUCACUAACUACCGGAAUGAUGGAAGAAACAACUCGGCUUUUUGGUGCUGAACUGGUCGUAUACGAUCGCCAUUCUCGUUGUCUUUUGAUUGACGGCGACUAUGAACUUGCAAUGAAAGAGAUAACUUCACCAGAACCAAAUGGGACGUCCCCCGGUGGCUCAGACAAAUCCAUGCGAUUGGCUAACGCCUCUUGGAGCACUGUAGAUUCCUCUCAUACCGCUCCUCCAUUAAAUAUUUUAAUUCAUGGCCCGAUGCUUAAAUUCCGUUUGGAAUGGGCAAAUGAUCCUAUUUCAGCGCUUGUUGACCGACCGAAGCCGUACGUUGCGUCGGCCUCUACACAGACCACUGACAAGAGUAGCAGCAGCACGAGUAGUAGUAGUAGCAGCGUGGAAAAGAGUCAAAUUAACAGUGUAGAUGAACCGACUGUCGUACGCUACCAGUUCUUGUAUAACGCAAGUAGGCGACAGCAGACGGAAACCAGGAGUGACUUUCGCUGCCCGUGGUGCUCGCUACAUUGCCUACAACUACCAGCCCUUCUAAAACACUUGAGAUUGUGUCACUCGAGAUUUAAUUUUAGUCAUGUUGGGACGGAAAAGGGUCAUGUUAGAAUUGACAUCAGUGUGAAUGAGGCCUACGAUGGAUCCUAUUCAGGCAACCCACACGAUCUCAUAGCUCAACCUUUAGCUUUCGGGGCAUCUUCGGGUGGUGCUGCUUUCGGCCGGCAAGGUCCAACUCGGAGAACUCCGAUCACUGCCACAUUGGUUUGGCGACCACGCCGUAUGCGGGCAUCCGGCCACGAUCCACUGCAAGCGGAAGGUGAUGACGGCUAUGAAGUAUGUGAAACUCAGCGACCUUUUAUUACUGGACAUAACAGAUUGUAUCACCACACGUCAACAUGCCUCCCAAUACAAGCUAAAGAGCUGGAUGUGGAUAGUGAAAACGAAACAGAUCCGGAAUGGCUACGAGCCAAAACCUGCAUGAUGAUCGAUGAGUUUACCGAUGUGAAUGAAGGAGAAAAAGAACUUAUGAAACUGUGGAACCUCCAUGUCCUUAAACACAAUUACGUUGGAGACUGCCAGAUGGGUGUGGCUUUGCAAAUGUUCCUAGAUGCGCAUGGCCAGGAAUUACUAAAAAGAAAUUUGUAUCGAAAUUUUAUACUUCAUCUCUCCAACUUGUAUGAUUUUGGAAUAAUUGCACCUGCAACGGUGCUUAGAACGAUCACUUCUCUCCAACUUAUUCUACAGCGAAGUCCUGAGCAUCAGGAAAUUUUAAAGCAAGCUUGGCUAGGCCAAGUGUUUAGCAAACAAGAAGUAACCACCGCUACUUCUACCUAGCUGGUUAGUUUCCAGAAUAUGGAUUGCCAAUUAUUUUUUCUCGCAUUGGGUCAUGUUUAUGAAGUUAACGAUUUUUUUUCUUGCAAUUGAUCAUGUAUCGGUCGCGCUCAUUAUGUAUUUCUCUCAUUUAUCGUACAUCCGCUAUUAGUCUUCAUUUUUUGGAAAUACAGAUGAUUUUGAAUUAA